GGCCUCCGCCCGCCCCCUCCCCGGGCCCGCUCGCCCUCCGGGGCGGUGGGGCAUGGCCUGAGGUCCCCCGAGUCCGGGGGGGUGGGGGGGUGGGGGGAGGGGGGAGGGGCCGCGGGCGCCGCCGACCCGGACGCUGCAGCCCCGCCAGGCAGCCACCUGUGAUGCUGCCGACCCCCGUCGCCCCGUGGCCCCACGAUGACCCACAGCCCCGCCUCAAGCGAGGACGAGGACCCACACAGCAUCAGCGAGUGUCCCGAGGGGGGCUCCGAAUCGGAGAGCUCCCCAGACGGGCCAGGGAGAGGCCCCCGGGGGACCCGGGCCCGGGGCCACAGCGGAGCACCCACUAGCCUGGCCUCCAUCCGAGGCCUCCAAGGCCGGUCCAUGUCUGUCCCGGACGACGCCCACUUCAGCAUGAUGGUCUUCAGGAUCGGCAUCCCGGACCUGCACCAGACAAAAUGCCUGCGCUUCAACCCCGACGCCACCAUCUGGACCGCCAAGCAGCAGGUGCUGUGCGCGCUGAGCGAGAGCCUGCAGGACGUGCUCAAUUACGGCCUGUUCCAGCCGGCCACCUCGGGCCGCGAUGCCAACUUCCUGGAGGAGGAGCGGCUGCUGCGGGAAUACCCCCAGUCCUUCGAGAAGGGGGUGCCCUACCUGGAGUUCCGAUACAAGACCCGUGUGUACAAACAGACCAACCUGGAUGAGAAGCAGCUGGCCAAGUUACACACCAAGACCGGCUUGAAGAAGUUCCUGGAGUAUGUGCAACUCGGCACGUCUGACAAGGUGGCACGGCUGCUGGACAAGGGGCUGGACCCCAACUAUCACGACUCGGAUUCAGGAGAGACCCCCCUGACCCUGGCUGCGCAGACCGAGGGCUCCGUGGAGGUGAUUCGAACCCUGUGCCUGGGUGGGGCCCACAUCGACUUCCGCGCCCGGGAUGGCAUGACGGCUCUGCAUAAGGCAGCGUGUGCCCGCCACUGCCUAGCUCUCACGGCACUCCUGGAUCUUGGGGGGUCCCCCAACUAUAAGGACCGCCGGGGACUGACCCCUCUGUUCCAUACAGCCAUGGUGGGGGGCGACCCCCGCUGCUGUGAGCUGCUCCUGUACAACAGAGCCCAGCUGGGGGUGUCUGAUGAGAAUGGCUGGCAGGAGAUUCACCAGGCCUGCCAGCGGGGCCAUUCACAGCAUCUGGAACAUCUGCUCUUCUACGGGGCCGAGCCUGGGGCGCAGAAUGCCUCGGGGAACACAGCCCUGCACAUCUGUGCCCUCUACAACAAGGAGACCUGUGCCCGUGUCCUCCUCUAUCGGGGGGCCAGCAAGGACGUGAAGAACAACAACGGGCAGACGCCAUUCCAGGUGGCAGUGAUUGCUGGGAAUUUUGAACUGGGGGAGCUGAUUCGAAACCAUCGUGAACAGGAUGUGGUGCCCUUCCAGGAGUCCCCGAAGUACGCUGCCCGGCGUCGGGGCCCCCCGGGAGCAGGGCUGACCGUGCCCCCUGCACUGAUGCGGGCCAACAGUGACACCAGCAUGGCGCUGCCUGACUGGAUGGUGUUUGCCGCCCCUGGAGUUCCAUCUUCGGGGGCCCCUGGCCCCACCUCGGGUCCCUCAGGCCCGUCACAGCCCUCGGCUCCCAGCACCAAGCUCAGCAGUGGCACCCUCCGAAGUGCGAGCAGCCCCCGGGGUGCCCGUGCACGCUCCCCGUCGCGCGGGAGGCACCCUGAAGAGACCAAGAGGCAGCCCCGGGGACGGCCCAGCUCCAGUGGGACUCCGCGGGAAGGGCCCGCGGGGGGCACCGGCAGCUCAGGGGGCCCUGGGGGCUCCCUGGGAAGCCGUGGGAGACGCCGCAAGCUCUACUCAGCUGUUCCCGGGCGCUCGUUCAUGGCAGUGAAGUCGUACCAGGCCCAAGGCGAGGGCGAGAUUUCCCUGAGCAAAGGCGAGAAAAUCAAAGUGCUUAGUAUCGGGGAAGGAGGUUUCUGGGAAGGCCAGGUCAAAGGUCGUGUUGGCUGGUUCCCCUCGGAGUGCCUGGAAGAGGUCGCCAACCGCUCUCAGGAGGGAAAGCAAGAAAGCCGCAGCGACAAGGCCAAGCGACUCUUCCGGCAUUACACCGUGGGCUCCUACGAUAGCUUUGACGCCCCAAGCGAUUACAUCAUCAAGGAGAAGACAGUGCUGCUGCAGAAGAAAGACAGUGAGGGGUUCGGCUUCGUGCUGCGGGGGGCCAAGGCGCAGACCCCCAUCGAGGAGUUCACCCCGACGCCGGCCUUCCCCGCGCUGCAGUACCUGGAGUCGGUGGACGAGGGCGGUGUGGCGUGGCGCGCGGGUCUGCGGAUGGGGGACUUCCUCAUCGAGGUGAAUGGCCAGAACGUGGUGAAGGUGGGCCACCGGCAGGUGGUGAAUAUGAUCCGGCAAGGCGGGAACACACUGAUGGUCAAGGUGGUGAUGGUGACCCGCCACCCCGAUAUGGACGAGGCGGCCCACAAGAAAGCAACCCAGCAGGCUAAGCGACUCCCGCCCCCAGCCAUCUCCCUGCGUUCCAAGUCUAUGACCUCAGAGCUGGAGGAGAUGGUCUCCCCCUGGAAGAAGAAGAGUGAGUACGAGCAGCAGCCGCCGCCGCCGCCUGUGCCCAGCAUGGAGAAAAAGCGGACCGUGUACCAGAUGGCACUCAAUAAGCUCGAUGAGAUUUUGGCGGCCGCCCAGCAGACCAUCAGUGCCAGCGAGGGCCCUGGGCCUGGAGGCCUGGCAUCCCUGGGCAAGCACCGGCCCAAAGGCUACUUUGCCACUGAGUCAAGCUUUGAUCCCCACCACCGCUCCCAGCCCAGUUAUGAACGACCUUCUUACCUGCCCCCGGGCCCUGGGCUCAUGCUCCGGCAGAAGUCUAUUGGGGCUGCUGAGGAUGACAGACCCUACCUAGCACCCCCAGCCAUGAAGUUCAGCCGCAGCCUGUCUGUGCCUGGUUCCGAGGAAAUCCCCCCGCCGCCCACCACGUCCCCCCCGGAGCCGCCCUACAGCACCCCCCCGGCGCCCUCCUCCUCCGGCCGCCUCACCCCCUCCCUGCGGGGGCCCUUUAACCCGGGCUCCAGCACCCACCCCGCCUCCUCCCCGUCCUCCUUCGACGGCCCCACCCUCCCCGAGGGCCGCCUCGGGAUGCGCGACAAGAGCCUGUACCACAGCGGGCCCCUGCCGCCCCCCCACCACCACCCGCCCCACCACCACCACCACCACGCGCCGCCGCCCCAGCCCCACCACCACCACGCGCACCCGCCGCACCCGCCGGAGAUGGAGACGGGAGGCUCCCCCGACGACCCCCCGCCCCGACUGGCCCUGGGGCCCCAACCCAGCCUGCGCGGCUGGCGCGGCGGCGGGCCCAGCCCCACCCCGGGCUCCGCGUCCCCGUCGCAUCACGCCAGCGUCGGGGGCGGCGGCGGCGGCGGCGGCUCCUCCACGGCCCAGGCGCCCGCCCUGCGCUACUUCCAGCUGCCCCCGCGGGCGGCCAGCGCGGCCAUGUACGUGCCGGCCCGCUCGGGCCGGGGGCGCAAGGGCCCGCUGGUCAAGCAGACCAAAGUGGAGGGCGAGCCGCAAAAGGGCGGCGGGCUGGCGGCCUCGCCCACGUCCCCCGCGUCGCCGCAGCCGCCGCCGGCCGCGCCGUCGGAGAAGAAUUCCAUCCCCAUCCCCACCAUCAUCAUCAAGGCGCCGUCCACCAGUAGCAGCGGCCGCAGCAGCCAGGGCAGCAGCACGGAGGCCGAGCCCCCCAGCCAGGCCGAGGCGGCGGGGGGCGGCGGCUCGUCGGCGUCCAGCCCCGCGCCGCCCCUCUCGCCCGUGCCGCCCUCGCCCUCGCCCGUGCCCACGCCCGCCUCCCCCAGCGGCCCGGCCACCCUGGACUUCACCAGCCAGUUCGGGGCAGCCCUGGUGGGCGCGGCCCGGCGCGAAGGGGGCUGGCAGAGCGAAGCCCGCCGGCGCUCCACGCUCUUCCUGUCCACCGACGCGGGCGACGAGGACGCGGGCGGCGGCGGCGGCGCGCUGGGCUCGGGCGCACCCCCGGGCCCGCGGCUGCGCCACUCCAAGUCCAUCGACGAGGGCAUGUUCUCGGCCGAGCCGUACCUGCGGCUGGAGUCCGGCGGCGGCGGCGGCGGGGGCUACGGGGCGUACGCGGCCGGCGGCCGAGCCUACGGGGGCAGCGGGGGCAGCAGCGCCUUCACCAGCUUCCUGCCGCCGCGGCCGCUGGUCCACCCGCUGACCGGCAAGGCCCUGGACCCCGCCUCCCCGCUCGGGCUGGCCCUGGCCGCCCGCGAGAGGGCGCUGAAGGAGUCCUCGGAGGGCGGCGUGGGGCCGCAGCCCCCUCCUAGGCCCCCCUCGCCCCGCUACGAGGUCCCGCCGCCCACCCCUCACCACCACUCACCGCACGGCCACCACGAGCCCGUGCUGCGCCUCUGGGGGUCCUCCUCCCCGGACCCCGUCCGCCGGGAGCUGGGGUACCGGCCCUCGCUGGGCAGCCAGGAGAAGUCGCUCUCGGCCAGCCCGCCCGCGGCGCGCCGGUCCCUGCUGCACCGCCUGCCCCCCACGGCCCCCGGGGUGGGGCCCCUCCUGCUGCAGCUGGGGCCCGAGCCCCCGAGCCCGCUCCCCGGGGUGAGCAAGGCCUGGAGGUCCGGCGCCCCCGACGACCCCGAGCGCCUUCCGCUGCACGUGCGGUUCCUGGAGAACUGCCAGCCCCGCGCCGCCGCCGCCGCCGCCGCCGCCGCCGCCACGGCCGGCCCCGGGCCGCGAGGGCCACCGUCGGAGGACGGGCCCGCGGUGCCGCCGCCCAGCCCGCGCCGCUCCGUGCCCCCGUCGCCCACGUCCCCCCGGCCCAGCGAGGAGAACGGGCUUCCCUUGCUGGUGCUGCCGCCGCCCGCCCCGUCGGUGGACGUGGAGGACGGCGAGUUCCUCUUCGUGGAGCCGCUGCCCCCGCCGCUGGAGUUUUCCAACAGCUUCGAGAAGCCCGAGUCGCCGCUCACGCCGGGGCCGCCCCACCCGCUGCCCGAGCCGCCCGCGCCCGCCGCCCCUGCGCCCCCGGCGCCGCCCCCCGCCGUCGCCGCCGCCCCGCCCGCCUUGGACUCCACGCCCUCCAGCCUGACUUCCUACGACAGCGAGGUGGCCACGCUGACGCAGGGGGCCCCCGCGCCUCCCGGAGACACCCCGGCUCCGGGCCCCCCGGCCCCGGUCGCCGCCCCGGCCCCGGCCCCACCGCCAGGUCCCGACCCGCCCGCCGGUACCGACUCGGGCAUCGAGGAGGUGGACAGCCGCAGCAGCAGCGACCACCCGCUGGAGACCAUCAGCAGCGCGUCGACGCUCAGCAGCCUGUCGGCCGAAGGCGGAGUCAGCGCGGGGGCAGGGGGUGGCAUCGUGGCCGGCGGGCCUGAGCUUCUGGACACGUAUGUGGCUUACCUGGACGGCCAGGCCUUUGGGGGAAGCGGGACGCCGGCCCCUCCCUACCCCCCACAGCUCAUGACUCCAUCCAAGCUCCGGGGGCGGGCGCUGGGGUCCGCGGGCCUGCGACCGAGCCCUGGAGGGGGCCUUCGAGACCCCGUCACUCCCACCAGCCCCACCGUCUCGGUGACCGGAGCCGGCACGGAUGGGCUGCUGGCCCUGAGCGGUUGCUCGGGACCCUCGGUGGCAGGUGUGGCCGGGAGUCCAGUGUCGCUAGAGCCAGAAGGUCCCCCAGUGCCCUUGCCGUCCUCCUCCUCCCUGCCUCGGAAGCUGCUGCCCUGGGAGGAGGGCCCUGGCCCCCCGCCGCCACCCCUGCCCGGGCCCCUAGCCCAGCCUCAGGCCUCCGCCUUGGCCACGGUCAAAGCCAGCAUCAUCAGCGAGCUCAGCUCCAAGCUCCAGCAGUUUGGGGGCUCGUCGGCAGCUGGUGGCGCUCUGCCCUGGGCCCGGGGAGGCAGCGGGGGAAAUGGGGACAGCCACCACGGGGGAGCCAGCUACGUCCCGGAGAGGACCUCGUCCCUGCAGCGCCAGAGAAUCUCGGAAGACCCUCAGCCCUCCAUCCUCUCCAAACCUGUCAGCAGCCUGUUUCAGAACUGGUCCAAACCACCUCUGCCGCCACUCCCCCCAGGAACCGGGGUCCCCCCUGCAGCUGCUGGAGCCCAGGGGGCCACCUCGCCCUCCGGCUCCUCCUCCACGUCCACCCGCCACCUCCAGGGCGUGGACUUCGAGAUGCGGUCCCCGCUGCUCCGCCGGGCCCCCAGUCCCUCGCUGCUGCCCACCUCGGAGCACAAGGUCAGCCCUGCACCCCGGCCCUCGUCCCUGCCCAUCCUGCCUUCCGGACCCCUCUAUCCUGGCCUCUUCGACAUCCGUGGCUCCCCCACUGGAGGGGCAGGAGGCUCUGCUGACCCCUUCGCCCCCGUCUUCGUGCCGCCACACCCGGGGAUGUCUGGGGGCCUCGGGGGAGGCUUGUCAGGGGCUUCCCGCUCCCUCUCACCAACCCGGCUGCUGCCGCUGCCCCCGGACAAGCCCUUUGGCGCGAAGCCCCUGGGGUUCUGGACCAAGUUUGAUGUGGCCGACUGGCUGGAAUGGCUGGGCUUGGCUGAGCACCGAGCCCAGUUCCUGGACCAUGAGAUCGAUGGCUCCCACCUGCCCGCCCUGACCAAGGAGGACUAUGUGGACCUGGGCGUGACCCGAGUGGGCCACCGCAUGAACAUUGACCGGGCUCUCAAAUUCUUCCUGGAAAGGUGAUGGCUGGCCUGGAUGGACCAGACCAUCCGCUGGAA
This is a messenger RNA of Sorex fumeus (smoky shrew), 6737 nucleotides long. RefSeq names its product SH3 and multiple ankyrin repeat domains 1 (gene SHANK1). The coding region runs from base 196 to 6702 and encodes 2168 amino acids. The transcript is spliced from 24 exons. Gene Ontology annotation, molecular function: synaptic receptor adaptor activity; ionotropic glutamate receptor binding. Gene Ontology annotation, cellular component: postsynaptic membrane; dendritic spine; postsynaptic density. Lineage: Eukaryota; Metazoa; Chordata; Mammalia; Eulipotyphla; Soricidae. The record is from RefSeq and is a predicted model, not a curated record.